Messenger RNA from Punica granatum (pomegranate), 1773 nucleotides. NCBI's taxonomy places the organism in Eukaryota, Viridiplantae, Streptophyta, Magnoliopsida, Myrtales, Lythraceae. The record is from RefSeq and is a predicted model, not a curated record.
AAUCCUAAAAGACAACAUACAUAAAAACUCUCUCCCCCUCUAUCUCCCCUCCAUAUGAUUCCUUCUCACCUUUCCAUUUAUUACCGUUAUCUUACAUCAUUCUUCUCCUAAGUAUAUUUGCACACCCACACUCACUCGCCAUAAUUGAGGAGGUGGUGGAGGAGGAGGAGGAGUAGAGGAAGAAGAAGACGGGAUCGAUGAAGAGGCAGAACACGACGACGCUCUCUUCAUCUUCCUACCGGGAAAGCAUCAACACUUCCGCCGAAACCAGCAACAGUAAUCUUCACGCGAAGAGCAUCGGAUGCAUGUCCGGCAUCAUCCAGCUCGUCUGCAAGUACCACAACCGUCGCAAAUUCCUCAUCACUUUCGGGAAAAAAUCGGAAAAGAACAUCGUAGUCUCUUCCUCUCAUCAUUCUACUAGAAAACCCGUAGAGUCACCUACCAAGUCGCAUGAACAUAGCCAUAGUACAAGCAAAGACAAUGGGACCCCGCCUUCCGAACGGCCUCGGAGGCUCUCAUGUGAAGCCCCGGUCCGUAGCCCGACCCUUCCCCCAGAGAUCCGGCGAUCUAACUCGGUGAACUCGCCCCAGAACUUCCAUUCCCCCACCACCCCGCCUCCCUCUCUGGUGGCACGAUUGAUGGGCCUCAGCGAGGAGCCAAUUGUCAUUCCCUCGGAGUCCGCUGUGGAGAAGAGGAGGAAGCUGCUGGGCGCGCUGGAGAAGUGCGACCAAGACCUCAAGGCGCUCAAGAAGAUCAUCGAUGCCGUCCGGUCCACUGAGCUGGCACACCAAAGGCCCGAUACAUCGGUUGCAGCCGGGGCUGAGGACCGGUGCGAGGAGCUCGGGAAGAGUAAUGGUGCGGGGGAGGAGCAGCCGAGCCCGGUGUCCGUGCUCGAUGAGUUGGCUCGGUCCCCUAUUUUGACAAGGUGCAUGAAACGGCAACCAAACGAAAGACUACAGCAUCAGCCGCAUCAGCAAAUGAUCAUUAAGACUAGAAAACCAGGAGAAGCCGAAGACGCCAACUUCCCCCCAGUCGUGAGCCUCUCCGACAGGAUCAAGCUCAACACAACCGAAUCUCUCCCACCAUUAGCAAGGAGAUCAUCGAUACCAUCACCAUCACCAGAUCACUACGAUAUUUAUCAUCAACGGAGUUACCAGGAGGAGUCGUGGCAGGAUAGUUUCCCGAUGAAGAUGCUGAUCAGCAGGGGGAUGAAGGAGAGCGUGGAGCAGGUAUGCAGGGACGUGGAGUGGGGAGAGAGGAGAGAAGUGGGAAGGAUAGGCCUGGCGCUGCAGGAUCACAUCUGCAGGGACUUGAUUGAGGAGACUGUCAAAGAACUGGGGCUUUUCUGCAAAAGUUCCCUGAGUCCGGCCAUGGCGGCAGUCCCCCCGUUUGAGGCAUGUAAAAGGAGGCUCAGUUUCUGAUGACGACCAGUUCAUUAAUUCUCUCACUCAAUGUAGAUGCAUAAGUUCCCUUCUUUUGCCCUUUUUUUUUUUCCGUCUUUUGUUUUUUUAUUUUCUCAGAGGAAGAUUUGUACAUUCAUCUUCAUCGAUGCUAGCUGCAGGAUGUUGUUCUUUGUCGUCGGAGCUUUGUGGUAUCGUCAUAAUGAUUGGCCCAUAACCAAGAUGUCUGACUCAGGAUUUCGAGUAAGGUCCAUCGCUGGCCAUGAGAACAGGAAACAAUUUUAGGAAUGUAAUCUUUGUAUAAAAGAAUGUUUCUUUUGUAAGCAUUCAUGUAAGGCGAAUUUUUCUGUUCAUGGUGAUUGAUCGUUUCUCA